Molecule: messenger RNA, 462 nt
Organism: Pelobates cultripes (western spadefoot toad)
Lineage: Eukaryota; Metazoa; Chordata; Amphibia; Anura; Pelobatidae
Source: the annotation of a GenBank genome assembly
AUGAAAUGUGAGCAUAGGAGCAGAAACAUAGCAGAGAGAAGACAGAGAAACUCAGCAAACACAAGAUCAGAGUAUGCAUGGGAUGCCGAACACAGGGACUCAGAAACACAAGAUCAGAGGAUGCAUGGAAUGCCAAACACAGGGACUCAGAAAAACAAGAUCAGAAGAUGCAUGGAAUGCCAAACACAGGGACUAAGAAACACAAGAUCAGAAGAUGCAUGGAAUGCCAAACACAGGGACUCAGAAACACAAGAUCAGAGGAUGCAUGGAAUGCCAAACACAGGGACUCAGAAACACAAGAUCAGAGGAUGCAUGGAAUGCCAAACACAGGGACUCAGAAACACAAGAUCAGAGGAUGCAUGGGAUGAUGAACACAGGGACUCAGAAACACAAGAUCAGAGGAUGCAUGGAAUGCCAAACACAGGGACUCAGAAACACAAGAUCAGAGGAUGCAUGGGAUGA